Molecule: messenger RNA, 991 nt
Organism: Protomyces lactucae-debilis
Lineage: Eukaryota; Fungi; Ascomycota; Taphrinomycetes; Taphrinales; Protomycetaceae
Exons: 1
Coding region: 186-716 (176 amino acids)
Source: RefSeq, a predicted model, not a curated record
CAACUGUGUCCACAUUCAGUACCACUGGGUUUCCUGGUACUAUCCCAAUAUCAGCUUUGCUGAACUCGCCGAACCAGCAGUGAAGAGGAAUCUAGAGUCAGAGAGUCAGACAAGCACAAAGAACAAAAAUACAAACCAAAGCUGGUGCUGCACGAUGCCGAGAAGGCGCGACUGUUGCUGCCACCAUGGAAGCCAGUGCUGGACCUUGUGGCACGCCACACGCAGUCUUUGCAGCAUCAGAUGGACUACACAACCUUGGAGAAAAGAUAUUUCGAUCAACGCUCAAGAUUGUUUGCGGGCUGGGCGUGUGCAGCGUUCGCUGGCUCGGCGAGUUGAGCAACGCUGAGAUUGGGAUAGCACCUGAGACACAAGUGGUACUAAAUGAGGACGCAGUUGGAGCGCUGCGAACGAUCCCUGUUGGGCCAGCGACCGCGAUUGCAUUUGCGCUGGAUGUAGCGGCAGCUUGUGACGCAAGCUUUGCGGCCUUUGCUCUUCGUUUUGAGAGCUUGUCUCUGCAAUACGCUGCGGAUGCCCGGUCUGCUCAUCUUUCAAAUUCACUUUCGGCACACCAGGACAGAUAUCUUCUCGGCAACAACGUCACCAAUAUAUCUCAUGGCCUUCGAGGACUUUCCCAGCAUGGUAUCACAUGGUUUGUUUUCGCUGUUGUGCUCACUGACAUGCACAUCCUGACGGUGGACAUGGUGAAAAGUUGCUGAUGUCUGAUGUUUGCUGCGGCACGACAAUGCCAAGCAACUCUUUAAGUCUGAAGAGUGCAGGAUGGACUGAGUAAAUACCCGCAAGCUGCAAAGUGCACCUAGGCAAUAAGCGCGAGCAUCGAGCAUUAGGUAGACUAAGGCGAAUCUGCAAUGAGCCCAGAAGCUGGCACGUCAAUCCGACGUCAGUACCUUGUAAUGCACUGACAGCCAUGCAUGUCGUGCCUGUCUCCAUGAUUGCCAACACUCAGGAGAACGGUCUUGAACCGAUCAAGUAG